AUGGCACCAAAGGCACCUGUUCGCAGGCUUACUCUUGGAUCUAGGAAGAUUCUACCCGAUGUAGUAACAGAUGAGACUCUUGUGAGAUCUGCAGCUGAGAAGGCAACACACAACUCGGAAAAGGAAGACUACUUUAAUGAACUAACUCAACUCGCCGAAGAUUUGAAUUUCGCUCCAGUUAUUCACAAGAUGACACUUACAAACAUGUUGGAGGAAAUUGAUGGAAUACCAUUGGACGAACUGGUGUUUAAUCUAUGUGACGGAUGUGAUUUGGAUGGUGUCUGUGGACCGAGUGUUGCUGCAUAUCUGGAACAGAGGCUAUAUCCUAAUGUGGUUGGAUGUGACCUACAAUUCAUAAACAACACCCUCACCAAAGCCGGAAUGAAGGAACUCUUCCUCAAACACCACGUAUCAUGUCCUCCCGGUUUCGCAGCAACGACCUCUACAGAUCUAGACGCUGAAGUCACCUCGUGGGGAAUGACAUACCCACUUUUUGUCAAGGUAUCAGACUCGUACGGAUCAGUUGGUAUAGACGACAAUAGUGUGUGUCAUGAUUCGCAAGCUCUACAUGAUAAAUGUACUGCCGUGUUUCAAGAGUUUGCGAAUCUGGUGGUCGAAGAGUACAUUGAUGGACCGGAAUUCUCGGUUUUGAUAUCCGGGGAUUCGAGAGAUCCUAAUUGUAAUGUUGUGGUGUAUCCGCCGGCUGAGAGGGCAUUCAACAAGGAUUUGCCGAGGUUUCAGAGGUUUAUUUCAUAUUUGAGAAAUUGGGACGAAUCCUUACUCGCACAUCAUUAUGCUUCAGUGACAGAUUAUAAUGAUGUAGCUGCAUUACAAGACUUGGCUCGUCGUGCUUAUAUCGCUUGUAGUGGUAACUCGUUUGGACGAGUCGAUGUACGUAAAAGAGAUACUUCUGGCAAGUUUUAUGUGUUGGAGGUCAAUGCUUCGUGUGGUCUUGGUAAAGGUUCGUCAAGUGAUUUCAUUCUUGGGUUGGCUGGACAGAGCACCAAGGAUUUCUUCCAAAUUCUGUUAUCAUCCGCACUCAAACCACCUGCCGCAUCAGAGGAAGACGGUGAUUUGGUGUCAUCGCCAACAGAGGUCUCGCCAACAACAAUCCCAUCUACUACAUUACCACCCACAGAAGAACCAGAAUCCAGUGAACCCGCAGUGCCAACAGUCGUAUUACCACCAGAAGUGGAAAAUAGGGUCCAAGAAUUACUAAAGAACCCGUCGCUCCAUAUAUUUCCAACACCUAUUCUGCAUGUCAUUGUCGCGGCGGUUAUGCUGGAAGAUGAAGGAAUUCCAGAGCCUGAGAUGUCUUUACGAGAAGCCUGGGGAAAAGAUGUUGUUUAUGUCUCGGAAUUAGAACAAGCAUUCAGGUCUUUGGGUUUCGAUCCAAUAGUGCACCUACAUCACUUUGAUGACAUUGAAGCAACACUAGACGGUCUCUCGCCCGACGAAGAUUUAGUAGUAAACGCGUGUCUAGGCGCAGAUGGCUCUGAAGUCGCACAAUUACUAGAGCAACGUGGAUUCAAGAGUCAUGUUGGUUUGAAUGCUGCGUUCUUCCGACAUUCUCGCAAUCGAAUCACGAUGAGAGAGCAUUUGAAGGCUAACAGGUUACGAAUCCCUGUUGGUGUUGCUUUGAAUGCAUCUGAUGAUGUAGCUAAAGUUGUGAAAGGUGCUUCGUUAGAGUUUCCUGUAUAUGUGAAACCUGCUACGUCGCAUCGACAUGUCGAGGGUGGAUAUGCGGGAAGGAAGGUGUGGACUUUGGAAGGGUUGCAAGCGUAUUUGAAGGUUGAGGAAGAUGUUGUCGUUGAAGAAUUUAUAAGUGGCGUUGAGUUUAAGGCUCUUGUUGCUGGAGAUGGUCGUGAUCCUAGAGCCGAUAUUAUAGUAUUUCCAGCUGUACAAAUCAUCAAGCCUACUGUCGAAGAAGAGCCAACACCAAUCAGUAAUGAUAGAGAUUUGGAUCCGGAGCCCUUUACAACGACAGCUACCGCUGAUAAUGCUGAUGGAUCCAGUCCCCGAAUAAACCGCAAAUCAUCAUUCAUACCAUCUUUACUCCGUCGCAUGACUUCAACACCCAUCUUCACAACAGCAACACCACCUAUAAUCGAGCCUAAAUACGUACGCAUGACAUCAGAAUCCAUCAUGACGCAACUGGAUAUACAAGAUGUAGCACGACGUGCAUACGUAGCUGUUGAAGGAUCAUGUUACGGGAUUGUGUCUGUUAUUCAAUCUGGUGGUGUCAAUGGUGAAUUGGUUGUAUUGGGAGUAUCGAGUGAUAUUAAAUUUGGAGGUGGAGGUAGUGCGGGAGCUAUCUUGGCGUUGGCUGGAUUGAAUGCUGAGGCUCUUUGGUCGUGGUUGUUGAAGAGGGUUGGGAGUGCGAAGGAGUUGGGACGUGUGGAAUGA
This is a messenger RNA of Synchytrium microbalum, 2406 nucleotides long. RefSeq names its product D-alanine---D-alanine ligase. Gene Ontology annotation, molecular function: metal ion binding; D-alanine-D-alanine ligase activity; ATP binding. Lineage: Eukaryota; Fungi; Chytridiomycota; Chytridiomycetes; Synchytriales; Synchytriaceae. Gene Ontology annotation, biological process: peptidoglycan biosynthetic process. The record is from RefSeq and is a predicted model, not a curated record. The coding region runs from base 1 to 2406 and encodes 801 amino acids. The transcript has 9 exons.